AUGCCUGCAGGCAUUGCCGGUCAGGUCGUCGAAGUAGGCUGGCCAGGUGCUGUGAUGCACUCUUUGAAGUGUGCGACCGUCGUGACCCCGGCCAGACACUGUUGGACACGCGUCCCGUUCUUCACAAAGUGGAUCAACAGUCUUUGCAUGGAUGAUCCAGGUUGGUCCAUGGUGGACGAGGACAACUUCUUCGAGGAACUGAAGAGCGGUCUUGUGCUGUGCAAAGUCGUUGAAAGGUUGGUUCCUGGUGCAGACUUGACGACCAAAGGGAUCUAUCACAAGCCGAGAACCCGUGCGACCUGUGUGGCCAACAUUGACAAGGCAUUGACUGUAGCCUGGCGAACAGGGGUCAAUGCAGGACACAUGUGUUCGGCUGAUGACAUCUACGACUGCAAAAUUACGGCGGUCACAAGGUGCGUCUCUGAACUCUUCGACGCUCUGCAGAUGCGCUUGCGAGAGGUCCGAAGUCGAUCUCGAGACAUGCUGACAUCGAUGAAUGCACACCUGAUCCCAAUAGGUUGCGGCCUUUCUGAGCGAACGUUGAACGAUCCAGUCCAGCACUGCGAUGCACUGGUAGCUGACUUCGCCGACUGUACAAAGAUUAUCGCGCUUUUGGUGAGUACGGGUAAGGCCUCGGUGGAGGACCUGCUCAGCCUUGCCCACCGAGAGCAGACUUCCGGCGCAGAAGGGGCUCAACUCAAAGGGCUGCUGCAGGAGAACGGCCGCAUCCUGAGUGAACUUCUGGAGGCCAACGGAUGCCCUGUGCUCCUCGGUCCAGGUGAGUUCGCAAACCCACCGUCGCCGUUUCCCGACACCAUCCUGCUUCAGCUCCACAUCAUUUGGCGCUCUGUGGGCGGAGGCGCCCCAGGUGCUGCCGGGCCUGGACAACCCGCACAAAGCCCCAUGUUUCACUCUGCGAGUCCUGGAGGUGUGGCCGGCUCAAAAGCGGAACUGCAGCUGUGGAUGCAGGCAAUGUCUACCCAGUUCACUUCCCUCGAUGAUGCGUUCUGGAGCUGGUGUGGGAACAUGUCCGGCCGGAUGUCACGCUCCACCUUCAUGCAAGCAAUGCGAGAGCUCAACUUCCAGGGUGAUGCCAAGCUGGUCUGGGACACGCUGAAUCGGGGUGUCCCAGGCUUCAUUAGCCAGGAGGACUUUGCGAGACCUGAGUUGGAGGCGAGCUUUGCUCAGGUCCUGCAGAGGAGCCUUCAAGAAGGAGAGGGAGAGCCACAGGAAGGCGAGGAAGAAAGGAACUUCGUGGGCGGCGCAGACACUGCUGGCGAAGGUGAUGGAGAAGUUGUUGAGGAUGCAGCCGAGGACCAGUGGGGCACAGGGGCAGAUGACCAGGCUGCUGGAGACAUUGAGUCGGUUUCCUUCCUUGUACUGCCACUGGGCGAAGGAGCCGAUAUCGAUCUGGCCGAAGCCUGUCGGCUCGCUGGCGACGAGGAGCCACGUCUGUCCGGUGCUAGCGAAGAGAGGCUGCGGAUGCUCAGCGAGGACAUCCGCAGACAGCAAGAUCUCCAAGAACACGGUGCCACUAGCGCGGCCCGUCUUGUAGCAGCAGCCGCAGCAGCUGCCGCUGCUGCAGCAUCAUCUCUGGUUUCGGCAGAGGCCUUGCAGAUUGGUGACUCGCAGUCCUUCCCGGAGCUUCCAGAUGUUCCAGUCUUCUCCGACUUCAAGAAGGAAAGCAUGGAGCUUGGUGACGAGGCCAUGGAUGCUGUCAGCAUCCUGCUAUCUGAACUAUCAGUGCAUGAGCUGCCGAUGCCCACCACAAGUGUGGACACAUGUGUCGUAAUGAGCGAUGGCUCGGAGUGUCGAGCAUGGCUUCAAACCAACGUGGUUGAUUCUCCGCAAGAGAGUCACCUCCAGCAGGUCUACGAUCCUGUCCGAUUGACGGUUCGUCUGUCUGUUGUGGAUGUUCCGAGCCGCGUCCUUUUCCGCAUUGCUGAAAAGAGCGGGCGGGAAGCAGUUUUGCACGACACGCGCAAACCGAAUCACGUGGCAAGACUAGGUAAACUGCUCGUUUAUCCUCGAAGUGCUGCAGUGAGUCCGGCAAAUUGCAGACCGCGCCGAGAUUGGUGGGAUUUGGAGAUUCUUCGCACCAGGCACGGUGCUGACCUUCUUCAGAGUGAUCCUCAAUCAUGGGCAAUUGCAAAGACUGUAAAUGCCCGAGAAGGGCGUCAGCGGCCAAGCGAUCUGCGGGAGCGCGUCCUGCUUGACAAUGAUGUGCGGCGGCAAACAUCGAUUUUCAGCGUGUUGCAGAAGGAGUCAUCGUUGCCAACGUUUGCAGCGGGACUCCCAGGACCUAGCGAGGGCAAGCAGGUUCACCUGAGAGACAACUUAAUCGCUAGCGCGAGCGCCACCUCGGAGCCGGCUCCGAGAUCCGCCAUUGCGUGUCUGCUUCAUGCGUUGCUAGCAGCGAAGACCUGA
Symbiodinium necroappetens is the source of this 2427-nucleotide messenger RNA. The record is from the annotation of a GenBank genome assembly. NCBI's taxonomy places the organism in Eukaryota, Dinophyceae, Suessiales, Symbiodiniaceae.